Messenger RNA from Onychostoma macrolepis, 3809 nucleotides. It is a transcript of the gene notchl, whose product is annotated as notch receptor, like. The transcript has 11 exons. Lineage: Eukaryota; Metazoa; Chordata; Actinopteri; Cypriniformes; Cyprinidae. Gene Ontology annotation, molecular function: protein binding. Gene Ontology annotation, cellular component: membrane. Gene Ontology annotation, biological process: multicellular organism development; Notch signaling pathway; cell differentiation. The record is from RefSeq and is a predicted model, not a curated record. The coding region runs from base 1078 to 3441 and encodes 787 amino acids.
UCUGGUCAGUUUUGUGGCAAGCUAAGACCAACCACCUUAGGCUAAUUUAGGGUAUUUUUUUCAAGUAAUACAAAAAAUAUAAUAAUAAUAAUAAUAAUUACAAUACUUCUUUCUGUCUCUCUGUGUCUUGCUUGCAUAACUGCAGAAAUUACAAAAAUACAAAAUAAAUAAAUAACUUUUCUAUUCAAAAGUAUAAUUUUGUCAAGUGAUGCAAAGCUGAAUUUUUAGCAUCAUUACUCCAGUCUUCAGUGCCACAUUAUCCUUCAGAAAUCAUUCUAAUGUGCUGAUUUGCUGCUCAAGAAACAGGUCUUGCUAUUAUCAAUGAAAACAGUUGUGCUGCUUAAUAUUUCUGCAGAAAACAUUUUUUAAUAAUACUUUGAUGACUAGAAAGUUCAGAAGAAAAGCAUUUAUUUAAAAUAUAAAUAUUUUGUAACAUUAUAAAUGUCUUAACUGUCAGUUUUGAUCAACUUAAUGUGUCCGUGCUUAAUAAAAGUAUUAAUUUCAUAAAAAAUCUUACGGACCCCAGACUUUUAACUUUUAAUAUCCAUUUUCAACAUGUAUAGGACUUUUAGAAGGCAUAUAAAAAUGAGAUAUUAUGUCUAGUUUGAACACAAGGAAGUAAAGGCUUUUUUGUGUGGUAUUGUUCAAUUGUCCUGUCAAAUUUCCUUCAACACAAUUCAUGCAGUAAAAUAAUUCAUAAACAGGUCAAACUCCUGCGAUAAUAACGACCUUUCAGAUUCACACACACACACACACACACACUCGCUCCUAUUCUUUUGCACACAGUGGCAGGAAGUCGUCCAGAUAUCCGCCGUGCUUCUGAAAAAGAAUGAGGGACAAAUUCAGGGAGGGAGCUGUUGAGGGUGUAGACAUGAACGUUCACACACUUCACACAGUAUUACUGGACUGAUAAUGCUGCAUCCAUCUAAAGACACCAUCUAAGACUCCCUGAAGACAUAAGAACAGCCUCAAAUGAGAAGACCUCAGGUCUUGGUCUUGGUGAUUCAUACUCAAGGGGGUUGCUUUGUCAAAUCAAGAGGAACUUAACUAACUCCUGACUCAUCUGUGUGUUCAGAGAUGCACCCGACUGCGAGAUUCUCCUUCAUCGUAUGGACUCUCUGCAGAUUAUCUCAAGGCUCCCCUAGUGAUCCAUACAGCAGCUGUAAAGAAGGAAAAACGUGCCAGGCCAAGUUUGGGAAUGGAGUAUGUGAUAAGGAGUGCUCAGCUUCUGAUUGUCUGAGAGAUGGAUUCGACUGCCUCAAAGACAAAGGCCCCUGCAAUUUAGGGCAUGUUCAAUAUUGCCGAAAUCAUUAUGACAACGGCCACUGCGACCAGGGCUGCAACAACGCCCCCUGUGGGUCGGACGGCUCGGACUGCCACAAAAAGCUUCACCCUGUUUGGGCCAAAGGAAGCCUCAUACUGCACACUAGAAUCCCUUUCCAGAGGGGUCAGACCCAGAACAGCUCUCUGUUAUGGCCCUUAAGCACUGUCCUGCAGACCGGCAUCAAACUCAGAGGGAUGGCACCUCUCCAGCCCACCACAGACCUACUUACAAUGGACACCCGACAGCUCGCCGAGCUGUACGCUCAAACUCCAUCCUAUGACAGCAAUGGGUCAGUGUUAUUCCUGCAGCUGGAUAACAGACCCUGCUCCCGUCUUUCCUCCGCGUGUUUCCACUAUGCCAUCGAGGCUGCACACUUCCUGCGUGCCAUCCUGGCACAGAAUCAUGCCUCCUCGUUUCCCAUGAUCCCAGAGAUCCUGGCGGCUGUGAUCAGUAUACGUGGAGUCGAUGAGGAAAUAGGAGCCAGAGAGGAGGUGAAACUGCCAAAGGAGGAGCGCAACGUUCAUGAAGCCUCUCCUGCCUGGAUGUGGCCUGUGGUCGGUGUGGCGACGGGGCUCAGUGUGGCGGCUGCCGUGAUCAUCACGGUGGUGUUCCUGUGGUUAAAGAGAAGAAGACAGAGACGAGAGGGAGGAGAGCGAGUGCGUCACAGAUCCACGGUGACCGACAGCAAUAACGGCAGCAAGGCCUGGUCCCACCGCUCUGAGCAGAAAAGAAGCCGAUCGGGAAGAGAUAAAGACAGAAAUGGGACGAAGAAAAACAAGAAAGGAAAGGAGUCAGGAAAAAGUCGCAAGGAGCCCCUCGGUGAGGAUGCGAUCCGUAUGCGACCCCUGAGGAAGGAACUGGACAUCGGAAGUGACACCGAUGUGACCCAGAGCUCCAUGGAGGACAUCAACAGGACCAUCCGUGACCACAGAUCACCAGACCAAAAACACUUCAACCACCAGCAGCCCCGCAUGCUGGCUCCCCCUAGAGGAUGGGAAAGAAAUGCAGCUCCUACACCUCAAAGACCUCCAAGAAAUGCCGCUCCAGUGCAGUGGUGUGGUCCGGACGGCUCGGUCGUGCUGAUCCGAGCUGUCAGAAGCGGGCUUGACCGAGUGGUUCUGGAGCUCCUGAGAGCUGGAGUGCCAGUCAACAACACCGACCACACGGGGAGAUCUGCCCUCCACUGGGCAUGCUCAGUAAACCACCUCCCAUUGACACGGACUCUCAUUCGCUACGGUGCUGCAGUGGAUUUACAGGACCAUAAGGGUGAAACGGCUUUGUUUCUCUCAGCUCUCCACGGUUGCUAUGACACCGCACGAUUCCUACUGCUCAACGGGGCCAAUCAGGAUCUGUCUGACUGCAAGGGGCGGCGGCCACUGGAUGUGGCUCGAGAGGGAUUACAUCAUCAGGUUCUCGAGCUCCUGUUGGCUCACAGAGUUCACAGGGCGCCGGUUCCUCUAGAUCCCGCCACUGAGGUGCUCUGGGACGAUCGCACGUACGUCUAUUCUCCUUGGGUCGCUUCACCUCCAUGUAUACCCGGAAGAAGUGCCUCGUUUUCAGGGGUCAUUAGCCAAAGGGGGAUGUCAACACCUCCGCCUACUGAUUGGCAGAUGGGAAGAACGCAAUGCUCCUCCCCCCAGAACUGGCGUCCAGCACCCAACCAAUCAGCAACGGCAUUGGUCAGCCCCAGGAUUCUUGGCCGCCCAUCUCGGCCUAUCAGCACUCUCCAGGAAGUGACGUCAGAGGCGGAGGACGAGGAGAGGGAGAUGAUCCAGAACGUUACUCGAGCGGCAACACCUCACUUCCUGUCUCCUCAACCCGCACCUCGACAGCGUUCGUUCUCCUGUACCCAGCAUGCACUGAACCGCCGCUCCAGCAGCAACCAAACAGAGCUGUCCGUAGCCAUGCCAGCUGGAAAAAUAGCCAAUGAGCAUGUAGAAAUAGUGAUUGUGCCACACCCAAGAGAAGCAGCCAGCCAAUCAGAGAGCAGAAACACAGGGAACAGCCUCAGCGCAGCUCAGAUGGACUCUGAGAGGGAGAAUAUGAGGAACUGCAACUCCAAAAUGAGUGAAAGGGUCAGUAAUGAGCUCCCCGUCAUCAUCCAAAGCAGCAUGUGAGAGAAGAUAAAGAGAAAAGAAAUUAGACAACUCAAAAAUGCAUAAAACUGUGCUUUACAAUUUCUCUAUUAACUGUUAAAAUAAUCUAAUAUUAGUGGUGGAAUCUCAGGAAAACUUGUCCUCACCCCAAAAUCAAAAGCAAUUCAAAUUUGCAUGAAGAAAGUAAAGUCUAUUUAGAACAAUUUUUUAGAACUUCUUUUUACAUUUAAAUUUGCAUUUUGACAUUAUUUUUAGGACAAUAAAGCAUAUUGUUCUCCUUAAUUAUUCCCUCAUAAGUGUUAUAUGUUUGGAUGUUUUGCUUUAUUGUAAUUUAGGGUUUACUUUAAUACUACACAAAAUAUACAAAUAAAAGAAAACUAAUAUUUUCA